CAAAGCAGGAUAUCAUUCCGGUUUUAGCCUGAGCAAUACCCUGCUCUUGAAAUUCGGACUAUUCUGCGGCUUGAGCUCUAGCCUCUAACGAAAUAGGAUGUGAACGUACAUGUGUAGCCUCGCGCGUUUAAGUUUUAGUGCAGUUUUUUAUUUCAAAAUAUAUAUUUGCCGCGUCUUCGGAGCUGACAUUGCCAGAGUCGCUUUUAGCGUGUAACAUUAGGCUUUUAAAAACUGUUUCUCUAAAUCAUUGUUAUAGUUACCAAAUACAUGUCUGCGCAAAUAUAUUCAGCUAUCUGUGGACAGGGUUAUUUGUUGGCCGAGAACAAUCGACAUUAAUGAUUAAUGAUUCGUUUUGUUUUUAACAUCAUGAAGAAUCAGAUAUUGGAAUGGUGUAUGUUUCUGCUUAUCUACCACACACUGUUGACACUGAGUUAUGCUCGGAGUGAGUCUCUCUAUCAAAAUGGCUUUGACGAGGUGACAUUUCUUAACCCACCCACGGAGCCAGUAUCCGCCCACCACCUGCAUGUCCGGUACUCUUGCUCGGAAUCUGCCGUGGUGUACCUGGACGCGCUUGUGUCAUCGGACGCCGAAGCCGCCAAGUCGGUUUUCGAGAGACAGUGGAGCUGCGAGCCUGGCCCUGCCCGAGUGCGGAGUCUGAUCUUACGCCUCCCGGACUGGCUGGUUUAUCGGGCAGACUGGAAGAUCCCGGAUUCUGAGUGGGUGCUUGGCGGCAUGCUCCGGGCAUGGAUCGUUGGCAGCGGUUCACCAAAUGAGUACGGGGUCGCCACGACCCGUUCCCUGGUCCUGCUGCAGCCCCUGAACCCCUACUCUCGCCCCCUGAAGCAGCAUCAGCUGUGCCCGUCCUGGGACACGGAGAUGCUCUGGAGGAUCCGUAAAGACUCAAUUCCUCGCUGCCCCGCCGAACAAGAGGUCGCCCACUUCCUGUCUGUUCUCUAUGCUUCCACUGGGGAGAACUUUGGCAUCACCAGGACUCUGAGUCGCUAUGGCAACGAGGUCCUAGAGCAUUUGAGGGUGAAAGCCGUCUUCUCUCCCUGGUGUGUCUUCUCAGCCUGGCUGUUCCUUACCCAGCCCUGUAGGCAUCGGCUGUGUGGAGUGCUGCACCACAUCAACUCCCAAAAUGUCUAUGCUUCCCCUUCAGUGUUCCUCACGAGCUCAGGUCAGCUCCACGUGCAGGUGUAUGAGGUGAGUGGGGUGUCCACAGCCUUCCUCAGCCACUUCCAACUUCCUGUUCAGCAGUGGUGUCGCAUCACUCUGGAGCUGCUGGGCCGAGCGGCCAACGUCAGCGCGGUCUGUGUUGGGGGCCAGGGGAAUUCUGGCUGGUCUGCUUAUCACACGUUCAGCGAGCCAGUUCUGCUGGACGAUACGGACGGCUAUUUUGUGCUGGGAGGUGGCCAGUUUGUGAGAGGGGUCGAGGGCUUUCAUGGGCCAACUGUGUACUAUCGUAACAGAGUGCCUUUAUUGACUGAGAAGGACGAGGUCAGCAUUCUGCAGGCAGACCUGGCUGUCAAUAUGACAGGAUGGUUCCAUUCCUGUCAGGAGUUUAAACUGGAACUGGAUUCAAAACUGACUGGACAUUUGCUGAGAAUUCAAGAGCAAGAACAAGCUAGGAGCUGUGUGGAUGUGUUCAGUGAUUGGGUAUCCCGGGCAACGCUUUCUGCCACGCCGCCUCAGUGCGAGCUCUGGGAAGGGCCGGCCAUCCCUCGGAGACGCCAUGCGGCGCGGCUAGCGCGGAUGUCCCUCACCAGACACGGAGGCAGGAGAGGUCAGCUGACCUGGGUGGGCGGAGCUCUGUACUCCGCAGCGCUGCGCAGGCUGACGCGGGGAGGCGGGCUGGAGACGGUGAGCAGAGUCAUGCCCCUCCUACUGCAGUCUGCCUGCCUGGGGGACGGCCGGGCCCUGUACCUGUCCUCUGUGCUCUACGGCACGGGCCUGGGAGUCAGGAGGAGAACAAACAAGGCCCGGCUGCUGUCUCUGCUGGCGGCCCAGCAGGACUGGAGACUGGCGCUGCUGCGUCUCGGUCACCUGCAUCACCUUGGCGACCGCGGCGUGCCUGCGGACCCCGCUCUCGCUUACGCCUACUACGCCAACAUCGCCUCCCAGACAGCCAGGGACACCCAGACCCCCUCUCCAGAGCAGACCUUUGUGGAGCUGAUUUACCUGAACAACGAGGAGAUGCUGAAGCGGCAGACCAGCAAGGACGGAGACCUCUUCCUCUGGCUCAAACUGCAGGCACGGAAUGGCGCCGCGGAGGCUGAGCAAGCGGUGGCCCGGAUGCUGUUUUGGGGGCAGCAGGGGGUGUCCCCGGACAUUCAAACCGCCGUGAAGCACUACGAGAGGGGGGCCACCAGGCUCGAGGACCCCACGUCCAUGUACAACUACGCCAUUGUCCUGCUACAGGGACAAGGAGUAGAGAAGGACAUCCCCAAGGCAGUGAAGUACCUGAAGAAAGCAGUAGACCAGAGCUUUGUGCCGGCGAUCACCGCCCUGGGCUGGUACUUCGAGCAGUACGAGCGCGACUACGCGCGGGCGGUGGCGCUGUGGGACCGGGCCGACGCCCUGGGCUGCGGCGAAGCGGCCGUCAACCUCGGGACCCUGCACUCCCAGGGCCUGUAUCCCGGGCAACCCGCCAGCCAGUACAUGGCAUAUACCUAUUACCUGAAAUCAGCAAACAGAGGGCAUAUUGUUGGAGCGAUCCGAUUGGCUGAGGUUUGGAGCAGUGGGAUUCCUGGUCUCGUCAAGAGGCUACCAUUGGAUGCAGUGCUGUGGGCGAAGUGGGCAGCUGAGCAGAAUGGGUACCUGGGAACGGUCUUAAGGAAAGCCGUGGAUGCCUAUUUCCGACGGGACUGGUUAAUGGCUCUGGUCUAUUACCUGAUGGCAGCCGAGGCCGGGUUUGCAGCAGCCCAGUUCAAUGUGGCGUACCUGUGUGAACACAACCCGGGAGGCCUGCUGGAUCCGGUCUUUGUCACAGAAUGCAUGUGGAGAUAUUACAACCUUUCCACUCAAAGCCAGGACACGCCCCCUUAUGCCCUCAUAAGAAUGGGAGAUCUGAUCUAUGGAAGCGCUGGCCGCAGCAGGAGGGACGUGAGCUCAGUGGCAGAGCUGUACAAACAGGCUGUGCUGAAGAACGACCCGCAGGGCUGGUAUAGCCUCGGUUUGUUGGUCCAGGAAGGACAUGUGCUACCAGGGUCUGUGCUGACCAAACUAGAUCUGAGGGAACUCCAUGGAGCAGACAACCUCACAAUCCUGACAACACUCUACAGCAGGUGCAGAGAUCACGAGAGCAGUGAGGCGUACUUCCCCUGCUGCCUGGCUCUGUUCUACACGCAGCUGCAGUCCGUCUGGAAGUACCACGCCAAUGCCCUAAAGGUCUCUAGCGCAGUCGUCAUAGCAGCGGUCACUCUCCUGAUGGUCGGCUGGGGCAGGCUCCGGGGCACCUUGUCCCAAUUCUAAGGGUUUGUGAGCCCCUCCGGGAACGACCAAUCAGAAAAAAUGGGGAGGGAUUCCUCCAAUGGGACUCUCUGAGGCCUCUACAGAGUCAGAGAGGGGGGUGGCGCCAAUGGUGUAACCUUCUCUCUCAUUGGUCUCUGGCUCUGUCCCGAAUCAUGCUCGUUUUCAGUGAGCUGUUUUGACUCGGUAGAUUUUUCGCUAAUUACCCAACAGCAGUCAGCUGAUUACUGGGCAGUAGCCUACUAAUCACGGGUUGUUUAACAUGCACAUCCGCCAUUAGCCAAAUCACUUAUUCCAAUACAUUGAUCUAAUGUCACUGGUUUGUGUGUGUGCCUUUGAACGAUGAUUAGUGCCGUAAGCACUGUUGUGGUGCAGGACUGUAGUGUAAUGUUAAAUGUAUGGCUGCUUUAUUUCUUUAUAAAUUUUUAAUGAAGAAAUAAAAAAACACCAUUGCCUGGGGCUGUAAGACCUUC
Molecule: messenger RNA, 3941 nt
Organism: Anguilla anguilla (European eel)
Lineage: Eukaryota; Metazoa; Chordata; Actinopteri; Anguilliformes; Anguillidae
Product: protein sel-1 homolog 3
Exons: 23
Coding region: 343-3471 (1042 amino acids)
Molecular function (GO): protein binding
Source: RefSeq, a predicted model, not a curated record